This is a messenger RNA of Cinara cedri, 17234 nucleotides long. Lineage: Eukaryota; Metazoa; Arthropoda; Insecta; Hemiptera; Aphididae. The record is from the annotation of a GenBank genome assembly.
AUGAAAGACGAUAUGGAUCUUGGCACGACAAAAAGCACCAGACGGGCGCUCAAGAACCUCGGCGUACGCAUGUUCAUUCCGCACGUCUUGGCGAUGAAAGCGCUGUAUGAUAGCCGACUUUAUCCAGUACCGUUUUUAACAACCAUCAAAAACUACGUGAUGCAUAAAAGCGGACAAACCUGUGCUGGAACAGGUAACUAUUUCCUGUAGCCGAUCAUCGAUUUAAUAGAACCAUAAUAUAAUAUAUAACAUAGUAGUAGUAGAUAUAACCUAACCUUCAACAGCUAACUGGUUCCUUUUUUAAAAAUCAAAAGUUUUGAAGUCAAUGUUCAUAAUAAUAUAGCAUGAUGUUAUAAUAUCGUAGCUGAAUUUGAGGUAUUUAUUUAACGAGAACAUGAUUUUUUUCCCGUAGAGCGGAACGAAUGUACUUUUCAAUAAGAAAUGCACGGUAAUUAUGAUUAUUAUUCAAAAUAAUAAAACAGUAAACAUAUUUCAAAAUAUUUAGAACGUAGUAACUAACUACAACGGCUCACAAAUCAAAACAACGACACAGUUUUUACAACAAGCACUUGAUUUUCUUUCUUACUGGUUUUCAAAAACAGGAUUCUCUUUUUCCUUUUCCAAAACUCAAUGUCUAAUUUUCAACAAAAAUAAGAACAUUCAGCAAUCAGUAAUCAAUUUUAUGAGUUUUUAUUUUAGUUUUCAAUUUUAUUCUAGAUCUCAUCUUUGAUAACAAACCAUCAUGGCAACCUCAUUUGAAGAAACUUAAAACUGAAUUCUUGACAAGAAUAAGGAUAAUUAAAGUACUAGGCAAUUUUCCUUUCCUUAAUCGAUUACGGAUCGGUCAUCUAAAAUUAAGUUAAAAUUGACUUUUCUUUAAAUUUGUAUACUUUUAUCGUCAUUAGUGACUCUUUUAGUGCUAUCACAUUAAUUUUAAAACCCUAUCAAAAGAACAAAAUUCUGCAUCUAAUCCAAAGAGUUCUAUCUACAACGAACAAAAUAAUCUCAUUUAUGUGGAUUCCAUCACAUGUAAUUCCUACGAACGAAAAAUCAGAUUCUAAGGCCAACGAAGCAACAAUAUCCCAGUCCUCCUUAAAAUCAAUAAAAUCACCACAUCUGAUGCAAUUAAAAACAUUAAAAAUAAAAUAAUGGACAGUUGGCAGAACAAUUGGAUUAAUGUACCUCUUUCAAAUAAACUCAGAAACAUAUAACCACAUGUCCAAAAAUGGAAAAUCCCCUCAGGCAUUUCAAGAAGAGAAGAAGUAGUUAUUACCCGAGUGAGAAUAGGAUAUACUCAUUUAACUCGCUCCUACUUAAUCAACAAAGAACCGAAACCUAUGUGUAAAACAUGCAGAGUCAACCUUUCAAUCCACCAUUAAUGAUCGAUCGUCCUAAAUUCUCAAAAUCUCGCAGGAACCUCAAAAACCCUACUUCAAUUCAUCAAUCCCUCAAAAAGACAACACCAAAGCCAUCUGUCCUUUUUUUCGUAAAAUAAAUAAUAUCUUCAAAAAACUGUAACACAUCAAUACCUUACAAGUAUGUACAGAUUUUCAUACCUCAUCUACCUUAACUGUUAUAUAUUAUAUUUAUUUAUUUAAUUUUAGUAGGCUAAUUACCAAAGUUGUUGAUGCCUUUACUUCUAAUAAAAAAAAUAUAUAAAUACAUUAAUUGUAUAUUGAAUAUAUUAAUAAACAUGAUAUUGCAUUAUUUUUAUUUAUUAAAAAUUAGAAAAGAAAAUAGAGCUAAUUGCUUUUGAAUAGUUUAGUUUGUAAGCAAGAGGUUUUAUAUAUUUUUUGUAUAAGCAUACCCGUGAUGAGUGGGUUUUUUAUUUGGCUAUCGAAUCACAUACAGUAACCAUGGUUCUUAUAAUUUUUCAUAUAUUGAUGUAAAUUUUUAUUAAAAUUGAAUUGCGCAGAUUUUUUAAUAUUACAUAGUAUUGGUCGACAUAUUUGUAUCAUAUUUAUAAUUAAUCUUUGAAAUUGCAAUGCCCCAUAAGCAACCCACUUAAGACAAAUUAAUAUAAUGGCUCUAACUGUACAAUUUUAAAAAUUGUAUUGGGUUUUAUAUUUCAACAACCAUGUUUUUUGUGCUGCGAUCAAUGAACACAUGUCCUUUUUUCGAUAAAAUGCAUUUCCACAGUCACUUUUUUUUAAAAAAAAGCAUGGCAAUUUUGCGUUUUUGAGGACAGUGGGACACAUAACUUAAAAGUCCGCCUGUCCCGUCGAAAGCGGGACAUAUGGUUAAGUUUGGUACGGUAUUGGUACAUACCGUAUAUAUCAAUACUAUAUUUCAUGUUGUUUGGCUAGGUAAUAUUUUUUUUUCCUCAAGUGAAAUGUCCAUUGUAUUUUUAUUUAAAAGCGCGUAUGUGAUCGUAAAGCACACCGGCGGUUAAAAGUGAGGUUUUUAUUUUCUAUUCAACCAUCUUAGGUAAGCUACCUAAUCUACAAGAUUGCUUUUAAGAACGUUAUUUAAUUUUUCAAAUUAACAUUUAAGUUGGUUAACCAUAUCUAUUGUUAAAUCAUUUUCAUAAUUAUUUACUAAAGAGGCAGCUAAAUGUUUAAGUUCAUUUUCAUUUAUUGAACAUAUACUAAUUGGUAUUAUUGAUGCGAAAAGUUUAUUCGAGAAUAAACUUAAUAAAUAAUAAAGAAUAUUAUUUAGGUUCAAAAUCGAUCUAAGCUAUGUUCGAUAGAAAAAACAAUUAUUCUAUGUGGUCGUUUAGAACCAACAACUAGGGAACUGAGGAAAAUAUAUCUGAAGGAAAUUUUAGUUAGCACCCUUAUAAAAUUUAGAGCAAAUUCCAGCGAUAAAAUUUAAAAAAUAUCAUUUGGAAAUAGGGGCAGCAAAUACUCAAUAUACAAGUGCAAAAACAUAAAAUAUGCUGAUUGAAACAUAAUUUAUUACAUUGCAGUCAAGUAAUCAUUAAACAAAUAAUAAAUAAAAUAAACUGUGUGAGUUUUUUUUCUGUUAUGGCUAAUGAAAUGACCAAUAUUGCAAGACAAAAUUUAUCGAUCAUGACAUCGAAGUUUCUUCAAUUCAGGAAUAUUUUAAAAUUGUUUAGUUGUCUCAGAUUUAAGUGGCUCUGAUUUAGAUCCAAGACCCUUAUACAUGCAUUGUAGUGCACAUUUAUUAAACUUAGCCAUCAGUGAUGUAUGUAAAAUUACCGCCAUUAAAAUUACGUUGGAAAUGUUCCAAGAAUUUGCACUUGUUUUCGGGGCUUAAGUUCAGUGAACUUAAAUUUAAAAAAAAAUGUACACAAACACAAGUAGACCCAGAUAAAGUAGUUUCAAAAUUUGCUUCAUCUUCAAACAGGAUGUACUUCAUUUUAUAAUUUUUUUUAACUUACUAUGAUGAACUAUGAACUAUGAAGAUAAUUAUUUAAAAACAUUAGUUUCUAAAAAUGUUUUUUUAUUUUUUAUUAUUAUUAGUUUUUACACUUCUUUAUAGAUACUAAUUUUAUUAUAUACAGAUAUAAUUUAAUAUGGUUAACUUUUAAAAUAUGUUUAAAAACAUAUUUUAAAACACUUAUAUAGGUUUUAACCUACUUAUUUUAAUGAUGUAAUUGUGAAUUCGAUAGUAACGUUAAAAAAUUAAAACCAUCUCCAAAAAAAAAAUAUUGGACACGCCUCUGAUUAGUACAUUGCAUAUACUAUUAUGUAAUUGUAUUAAACUAAAUCGUUUCAGAUGAACGUAUGUGUAAAUCGUACACGCCUGAACAACGAAUUUUGAUGUCUAGUAUUCUGCACAUGGAAUUUCCACGGCUUUUGAAAAAACUGGAUUAUUGUUUAUCGCCACGAAUUCCCGAUAAACCCCGUAAGAACAGCUAUUCUAUAUCGUGGUUUAGAAAUACACAGACCUGGAACACUUAAAUUCUUUUUUUCAUUCUUAUAGGAUUGAUUAAAUAAUUAAUGUUUUUCUUCGUCUAUAUCCCUGUCAUUCUUAGUUAUUUUAAGCUUUGUGUAUUUAUUUUUUCUGGACUUGGUGUCUUCUAACACUUACUUUAUGAAUGGUGUACUUAAUCUUCCACUAACUAUUUUUUCGUCAAUUCUUCCAUUAAUAAAAAGGCCGAUCAUUAUCAAUUAUUACCGCUACCCAGAACCGUAGCAAGGGGGUGUACCUGCUCCUCUAAAAUCUAUUUUGUUUUUUCGUAAUGUUAUAGUACAAUUUACAUUAAUUCAUCAUAUUAAUUAAUUAAUUAGUAGUACUAUCAUUAUCAUAUAUGAAUCAAUAAUUGCAGAAAGGGAACACAUUCAAUUUCUGACGAAAUUUAGUUAUUACCGGAUUUAUAGUUAUUUACCUUGAAUACAUAUUUUGCGUGAAAAUAAGGGGGAUGGGUACACUGUUAUAGGUAGUUUAAAGUAUACCUCUAAACAACGAUAAACCAUUGUUAACGAAAAAACAAUUCUGAAUUGAGUCCAGUAGAUAAUGAUGCUUUGUCAACAAUACGUGGGUAUCGAGACUCAUAAUAUUAGUCGGUAACCGAUCAUUGAAGUGCAAAUUAAUUUUUAACCUUUGCUUCUAUGAUUUCUACUGAAUACAUUUAUUUCUGUAGAAUCUCUAUAAACUUCUUCUUUUUGAUUCGACGAUAUUUUUCUUAUAUGUAUUUUUCACGUUUGGAGAUUUUGUGAAUACAAAAUAAGUGAAACUUCCUGCAUCUGCAGUUUUAAAUUAAAAUUUAUUGGCAUAAAUCAUGAAAUUUCGCAUCCCUUUGAAACAGAAAAAAAUGCAGAUAAAUAUUCUUAAAUCUCCAAAACUGUUAAGUUUCUCUUCUUUUAGAAUCAUUAUAAAAUCGCCAAACUCAAAAAAUAUAUUUUACAAAAAUAUCGAUGAAAUCAAACCGAAAAAGUUUAUAGAGAAUCAAUAAAAACAAAUGUAGUCAGAAAAAGUCAUAGAAGCAAAUGAUACCAAUCCUAUUGCUCUUCGAUGCUCAGUUUCCUAGUGAUACUACCAGUCUCGAUACUUUUUGAAUAACCCGCGUAUGUAUGUUAUAUUAUAGUAAAAUGAUUAAAUAGGCUUUAUAUAUUUUCGAUAUACAUCGAUUUUCCUUCAUUUUUCCCGGUUUUUCACAUUUUCUGGGAAAACUCCUAAGAAAAUCGAAAUAUAACCUCCCUAAAGUACCUCCUCAGACUGAUUUUCUUUCAGAAAAGGUGCAACACUUGAAAUUGGAACAAGAUCUCUGGUAGAAAAGUUGUCAACGUCUUUGUAAAAUCAACAUAAGCUUCUUCGCUCCACUCAAAAUUUAAAAUGUGAUAAUAACGUGAUUUAUUCAUUUUUCCGCGUUGCUCCUUAUCAGUCUUGCCUAAAGAGAUUUUUUUGCCUUCUGUAAAAUUUGGUUUUAAAUACAUGUCCCCUUUCUGUAAUUAUUUAUAUUAAAUGCUUUGCGCUGUAAAACUAAGAGGGUAUAAAUAAAAAGUGACAAGGGAAUAAGGGAGUCAUAAAUAAAAGGUGAUAAGUGUUCUAGCUUGUAUUUUCCGAUUACGGUACUGGCAUUACCUUUACGUUAUUUCUUAUACAAUAUCUAAUUAAUUUCUUUCUUCUUUCUCUGAGUUUGCUCCAUGUUAACUUCUAAAAUGUCUGUCUCACAAAAACUAUUCUCCUUCACUACAUUCCAAAAAUUUAAGGUUUAACUUUCUGAAUAUAUCUUAAUAAAUGUUCACAUUUCAACUCCAUUCAACGACACGUUCCACACCAAGGUUUUAAUUAGAGCUCUCUCUCUCUCUCUCUCUCUUAGUUUAAUGCAUCACCUUUGUAGUGAAAAUUUCUUCUUUCAUAGUAUGAUUUUUAAGUACUCAAUUCAUAAACCAAUAAUUUUAAAUGCAAAAAAAAAGUUAAUUUAAUUUUGUUUUUUUUUUUUUAAUGCUUAUAGUAAAAUACAUUUUGUUUUGAAUUUUUAAAUUAUUUAAUAAAAAUUUUAUGUAAGAUACAUUUUUUUUUUCGAAAUUUUGAUAAAAUAUAUCAGGUACAAUUAUAUUAUAAUUUAAAUUUAAUUUCGAAACCAGUCGUAUACAAAACUUUUGAAAAACGAAAACCGGCCGAUAAAAGCUAUGUGUCACCCUAUAUGGAACCAAUACCAUUACCCACCCCGUGGUCCGAAAUUCAGGAAAUCAAAUGGCAUAACGUAAAUGUAAAAUUACAGAGGGCGCGUAAAGUUAAGAAAAAUGUAAACGCACAGUUACAACAUCAAAUGCAGGUUGGUAAAUAAUAUUUAACUGUGCCUAAUUUUUUAUUUUACACAGUGAUGCUACGUUAAAUAAUAUUAUUUACACAUUGUUUUACGCAAAGAUGGACGUUGAAAAGAAAACGAUACUGAGAAUGGGAAUCACGUAUCCAAAACACCCACUGAAAAAGUUGUUUUAUAAUCCGCCGAUAAUAGAAAAGUUCAAAGAAGAAACAGCACAACAGAAAAAUGAUAUGAGCGUUACCACUGCAGGUACUUAUGUGUCUAUAAUGUAUAAUCGAAAGAUUAAAUUAAAAUUUUUUUUCGUUUUUUUUGCGAUAAAAUCAAGGCUUUGUUCGGUAAAAUCUAAAAUAGCCAUACAAAAUGGCCAGAUAAAAUAUUCAAAAUGUCAAUUUUUUUUUAUGGUAAUUUUUUAUUUGGAUACCAUUACCCUCUUAUUUUGUUUUUUCAAAGUUCAAAAUAUGCUUAACAUGAUUGACAGUAAAACUCUCAUGUCUCAUAGAGUAAUCAAAUUUCGAACACAUUUUAUUUCAGAAAGAAAAGCUUCUUACAAUGUGCUUAAAAUUGGAUUUUGGAUUAGAGUUUAAAUGUUUAAAAUAUAUUUAUUUUUUUUAAUGGAGAAUUAAUUUUUUCUUUUGCCGAGUUAUAAAUUUUAUAUAUUGAUGGCUCUCAAGCAGAAAUUAGGGCAGAUAUCAGGUUGAAACCGGGUUUCAUAUAUUAAUGAGAUUUGGGUGCGAGUUAAAACUUAUAAAAUACUCGAGUUAAAGUAUUCAGAUAAUUGACUAUUGACUAUUGCAGACUAUGUCUAUGUAUGCGUGUCUGUGUGUGUCUACAAUCUUUAUAGCUACAUAUGCCAUAUUUACAAAAUUACCAAUAACUUUAUAGUACAUUACAUUGUUGUUCAAGUUGUAAGAUUUGAUAGAAAAUAAAACAUCGACAAAAACACGCUGCUAAAAAUACAUUUGUUUUAAUGUAAUUAUUUUAAAUACUUUUAAAAUAUGUAUCUGUGUCUGUACUUGAAUACUUUUUAAAAGUAUCUUUUACUAGAAUGGUUAAAACCGAAUAAAUAAUUUAUGUGUAUUUUUACAAUUACAAUUAUCGUAUUCCAAUCACUCUACGAGGCAUGCAAAUUUUUCCUGUGAAGCAUGUUUUGAUCAAAAAAACAAAUCAUACACAGGCCCUUAAAUAUUCAAAAAAAACCGAACGAACGAUAAUUCGUUUUUUAAAUUAUUUUUAAUUUAAAUGUAUAUGUUUAUCUUUUUAUUCAUAUGUAAUUACACCAUAAACAAUGUUAUCAGUAACUCGAAGAUGGUAACACACCGAAACUGAGUAGUUACAAAAAUUUAAACUAAAAUACACUCUAAGCCUUGUUUUAUCAAACAAUUGUUUUCUUAUAUUCGUGAAAAACCGUGAUCCAUGAAGCCUUGAAACCGAAAGUAAUUCCUAUAGGUAAUUAAUUUUUUGGAUUAUGUACUGAUUUUUGGCAUUUAAAAGCAAACAUUUUUUUUUUACACUUUUGUUAUACUAUGUAAUAUAAGAUUGCAUUGGUUCGUUAGUUAUCAGCUGGAAAAAUGAAUCUUUAUAGGAAAAAAAAAUUAAAUAAAAAAUGUCUAACCUAGAAAAAAAGGCGGCCAGGAACAAGAAAACGUUGACGGGUGGGGAUCGCAACGCAAUCAGACCCGGUGCUGACGAUGGUGGCCAGUUGCCAUCCACAAAGAUGGUCACGUUAGAUGUAAAUACGGUACAUGACAGAGGCGGGAAUCCAACAGCGCCGCGGUACUCGGUCGUACAGCCUUCGCCAAUGGCUGUGCACUCCAGUGAACGGGUAUCGCCGGACGGCGGUGGCCGCAGUGACGAAAAAGACAAAUACGGAGAGAAACCCUAUGGUUGGCUGAAAACCGACCAAGGGGGGUCGCGGAUGUCGUUAGGGUCGAGCGCCGAAUCGCUGCCGGUAGAGAACGCGAACAAACCGCAAGCGGUGAUCGACUUGGACAGUCUCAUCAAAAGUUCUAACAACGUCCUGCAACACGAUUGCAAUCACUUGACAACGAUGAACGAAUGGUACGAAGUUGGACGCGCAGGGCCGUUCUGUUGUUCGGGGGGGGGGGAGGUUAUAUAAUUAUUAUUAUUUAUUUAUCAUUUAGGGGGCUGAACAUCUCUAUCCUUAUUAUGUUCAUCAAUUUUUGUAAAAUUUAAAAAUUAUCUAUUAUCUUUUUAACGGCCGUCCAAAUGAGAAAACAUAUUUGAAUUAUUUGAUUUUUUAACUAUGUUUUGUAGACAAAAUUCGUUUGGUUUAUUUAAUUCAUUUAGUUACAGUGUACGAUGAGUUUACUUUUUUUUUAAUAUAUUGUAAUAUGAACGCGUAAGUCAGGUUAGGUUGCUUUUUUUGUUUUUGAGUAUUCAAUCCAUAGAUUGGGCUACAAUAAAUGAUCUCUUCAAGAUUCUCUUGCGUAUGCCCAAGUCCGUAGCCAGCAAAAUAAUUUUUGUUUUUAGGAGGGGGGUAGGUUAGAGUAUAAAUAUGUUUUAUCAUUUAAUAGAUUAUGAAAUUACGAAAAUAUUAUUUAAAUUAUGAACACACAUUUUUUUUGAAAUUUCAGUAACUAUAUUAUUUCUACUUUUAAUUAUAAUUUAUUAUACUUAAGUACAUAUACAAAUUAAAUAUAUUACUUAAAUAAAAAAAAUUAAAAUAAAUAUAAAAACCAACACAAGGUUUAAUAUUUUUAUAUUAUUUGUUAACGCAAAAUUUAGGAAUAACGUUUUGCAGGCUUGUUAUUAAUUCUUCUUAGUUAUUAAAUCAUUAAUUUAGUUGUUGUAAAAUGGCAUCUAAUAAAGAUACAUUGAAAUUCGAAUUCGUUAGUAAAAGCGUUUUACGAGAAUUAAUUCUUGACAUAUCUAUUCCAUUAUUAACUGAUUUUAAUAUAUUUUUAGAUUUAUUAAAUAAAAUUGAAAACUCUGAAUUGGCGAUUUCUCACUUUUUUAUUCGAAUUUAGGAUAUAUUUUCGAUAUGUUCGCAUCAUGUCUCAUAAAGAUCGCAAUUUGUAAAUCUUUGAAAAAGGGGCAAAAACAGAGAAAAUAAAUCAUCAGCUACUUUUAAGCUAAUAACAAACUAGCUUUUAUAAUAACAUUAAGUAAUUGUGAAGAUUUAGUUGAAGUAUCACUAUUAUGAUGAUUUCUCAACUUAUCUAACGUGUGUAAAACUAGACAAUCAAUUUCAAUGAAUCUUUAGGAGUGCAUCAUGAUUUUUAGCCUACCUCGUUCCACACAUUGAAAUUAAGGUAGUUUUAUUGGUUUUUGGUAUAUAAUUAAGAAUAUUUUGUUUUAAUAUAUGUGUACGCUAAGCUGACGAUUUAAACAAUUUAUAAAUGCUAUGGAUUGUUCCAAUAUAAUUUCAAAAUUAAAAAUGUUGUAACAAAUGUACAAAGUACAAGUUUUAAAUAUAAUAGGCAUUUAAAAUCAUUACAUUUUAUUUUAAGAAAACAUUUCAGUGGGUGGUCUAAACCCUAAACCCCCCUAGAUAUGACCUUUCGUAUGCCUUAUCCUUAAACUGUUUUUAUGAAUCGUUUCUUGCGAUUUUAAUUACUUGAACUAUAUUGGCAUUCCCCUCCCGUUAUGUUUAACCGAAAUUUGUCCAGAAUCGUUUUUUGUUAGUAAUUAUUUAUCGUUGCAUACAAAUACAAACUAAAUACCUAGCCCUACCUUCCUUUUCAUCCUACCUUUCUAACUUUCCGUCCACAUUAGUUGCACAACCGUUGGCAUUAUCAGCUUUUUUUUAAAAAAAAAAUUGUAGGAACGAGGAAAACGAUGAGCCGGUUACUACCGAAAAGCCGAAACCGGUAUCCUAUCAAAAAGAGAUGCGGCCAGUUAUGAACGGCCCAGAGAAGACGAUAUGGCAGAUGUUUGAGAAACACCGCGGUGCUAAAUCACUUUCCGGCCGCCGGCUGACCCUGGAGGAAAAUGCCCGAAGACCACGAUCACUGCAAGCGGAUCGCUAUUCGGCCGAGACGGUUGUGACAGAUGUAACGGUUGACGGCUUCUGCCAAAACGAGUUUGAGAUUACCUCGAUGAUGGUGGCAUUUCCUCGAACGCCACCGGCAUCAACGCUGCCACCGGAUGACGAAGAUAAUAGUGAAAUCGAGGACUUCGGCGAUGACGGUGUUCGGGGUGAAAAAAAAACUGGUGAGCCGAUCGACAAGAAGUCAUCCGUGUACGGGUUCCCGUUGGAAGAAAACCGUGGUAACAACGAACCAGAUCCAGAAGACCCGAUGUACGCUGAUAAUAACCUCAACGCUGAUUAUAAUUUGAACGAUAAUGACCUCAAUGCUGUAAGUAUGAGAUUAGAUUGAUCACAACGAUUUAUCCUAGCCUACGUACCCUAUAUUUUAUUCUUUACCAACUUAACUGACCUAUAAGAUAACAACUGCAGUUGCCUAUUUGCCAAACCUGUCCGGUACGAAUAUUUUCGAAACUCCACACUCUCAAUUUUAAACGGUAAAAAAACUACUUGUUUUGAACAAUAUUUUCCACUCCGCCGGUGUUUACGACAACGUUACAGAUGUCAACUUUGGGGUUGAGCAUUUAUGAACAUGAAAACCGUGGGUUAAAAAACCGUGUAUUAUAACAUUUAAUAUGCUAAUUUAUUUGUUGCAAUGACUAUUAACAAACAGUGGUUGUUUAAGUGGAACGACAUACUACAGAAAUGCGUAGGUACACAGCGAAUCUUAAUUUUAAAUACCUAGUGAUAUAUUCAUAGUCAAUAUAAUACUUACCUAUAGGUAAUAUAAUAUAUUAUCUGGACUCAAAACUUAGAAAGUAAAUGAUAUAACGAUGUUGACAUAGAAAAAAAAUUUAAACGACACAAUUUAUAGUUUUUAGAAGUCAAAAUUACAUUUCUAUAGAUUUUUUUUUUUUCUUUUAAAAUUGGAAAUUUUUUCAUUUAAUAAUUUGUGUUUGUUUAUACGUCCUUAAUAUGAAUAUGCAUUGUUAAUUAGCUUUUGACAAUUAUUUAAGUGCAAUUUGAAUAAAUUUGUUUGAUAAUAUUGGCUCUUAUACUCUAUUUUAGAUUCUGAGCAUAACGAGAGAGCUAUUGGUUUUACAAUGCUAUUUAAAUCUUUCUUCUUCUCUUUUCUUCUAGUCAGUGGACACGGUUUUUCCUAGUAAACUUGCUCCGAUGUAUAAGUGUAGCAUCUUUUAUGAAAGUUCAAGUUAUCUAGAUUGUAUUUUAAACAUGUCAUUUUUUGAUUUUCGACAUCAUUUUUUAAGAAAAACAUUUAAAUGAGAAAAAACGUGGGAAAACAUACAAUUUCACGAUUUCAUUAUUUUAUAAAAACACGGACGAUAUAUUAAAACGCUAUAUUUUACGCUAUAUGCGCAUUUUAAAUACUGAUAUUUAAAUUGUAUUUUUUUUUAUAAAUGUUUCGUUUUUUUACCACACAAUAAAACAUUUUUUUACAUAUUUUUUAUUUUUUUAGUACAUAAAUAUGUGCAUAUUUAACAAUAAUUUUUACAUAAAAAUCCGGGACCUAAUGAUCACUAAUGAAAUUGUAUCCGGAUUAUCACGGAGUCAAUAUUCACUGAUACACCGAGACCGGUCUUAAAUUUAUAAUUUACUACUUUAUUAUUUACUUUAUUAAAUAUUAUUUUUGAGUACACAAAUGUUCGUUAAAAUUUUCUACGCGCAUUAUCCAUUAAAUAUUGGUUUAUGUUUUAAAUAAUAACAAUAUUAAGAUAAUUCAUGUAUAAUCAUGUCGACGUAAUGUUUUCAGGGCGAAACGAUAGAACAAGUACUCGCUGAACUCCGUAAACUUCCACCGUGGAAACAAUUAAAAGUAAGAUAACUCGAAAUUCUAAAAAACCAUUAUGAUGCUAUUCUGUUUGUAUAUGAUUCUAUCUACUGCUAAACUAUAUUAAUUAGAUAUGUAAUACUCGUGUAUUAAUUUAUUGUUAAAAAAAACACCCGUGAGCAGCAGAACUCCAUUACUAGAGUCAAAUUUCCUCACGAAAAUAUAUAGAGUCUAUUUAAUUAUUUUACUGCAAUAUGACAUAAUAUAUUGUUAACAAAUCACCGCUAUCAACUGAACUUCGCUAAGAAUCGGUUUUUCGUAAGCAAUGGUUUAUAUCAUUGCUUACAGAUAUACAUUAAGUUUUCUAUAACAGUGGCUGCACUCGUCCUCAUUAUCCUAGGACGCAAUUUUUAAGCUAUUUAUAGACAUUUUCAUUGUAUAAGUUUUAUACGUAAUUUUUAUUUAGUAGGUAAUGUGUGAAAAAUUGUUAGACUAAACAGAAAUGCGUGAAAAUUUAACAGGAGGUUAUUAAAAGUCUUACUUUGUGGAAACAAAAAAAAAACAUUUCAAUUUAAUGUAGUAAGUAAUUCUUUUUAUAAAGGAAUAUUAUUAUCUAAUUUUGAUGAAACUCUUUCGGGUAAACAAUUGGAACAAAUCUAAUUUUUUAAUUUUUUGUUUUGAACAUAUGCAUAUUGCCGAUUUAAAAACGAUAGUGAAGUAAGAAUUUAGCAGACUGACAUAGUUUCAAAAUUAUAGUUUUUUGAAGUUCUAAUAUUAUGUGGAUAUUACAUGUUAUAUUAAAUAACUAUAUAUAUUGUCAAACAUAAAAUAUGUUUGUUUUAGUAUAAUCGUAAUACAUUGGUAUCCCAGGCAUCACGAAUUCAAACCCAAGUUUCGAAAUAAACUGUUUGCAUUUUUUUCCCCCUUUAACCUAAAUAAGGAAAAAUAAAUUCAUUUUGAGUCUAACUAGACAUCAUGCCAUUGCUCGGACUUUUUUAACCACAAAAUACCCCUCGAAUUGUUGUGCGAACUUUUCUACCAGCAAUUUUGCUCCGAUUUACAAUGAUAGCAUUUUUUCUUAAAGGAAAUUUGACUGGAGAGUUAAUCUAAAGGGGUCAUUAUUCUAUUUUCCCAAGAGUUUUCUCAGCUCAUGUGAAAGUCCGGGAAAAAUAUUGGAAAACGGGAAAAUUAGUGCAAUAUGAAACAAAUAUUUUUAAGGAAAAUACGUAAUGCCUAAAUUAAUUAUUUGACUAUAAUAUGAUAUAUUUUAUACUAUACAUAUUUAACAAAGCAUCAGUACCAGCUGAACUCCGCUCAAAAUCGAUUUUUCAUUAGCAAUGGUUUAUCGUGCGCGAAUUUUACAUCUAUUAAGAAAAACAUGAAUUCCAUUUUAGCAGUUCAACGUUGUAUUGAUUAAUUAAUUAAUUUAUAUAAUGAAUGAUGUAAUCUCUAAAAAACAUUAAUUAAAUUAUUACCCAUUCCGAAGUGUUAACAUUGAUAAAAACUGAUGUUGAUAGACAGUUUUUAAUGAACCAACGUUUACCCGUGUGUCCUGGAUGUCUCGAAGGUAUAGCCAUUACAAGAAUAAUAAAAAAAAAAAAAAAAAUUAAACGAAAGUUGAAUAAAUCAAAAAGAAAACAUAAUUAUAAUAAAAAUCGUCCCUCAACUUUGCCAUUAAACUUUUGACAAUUUAGCAAUACCUCAGAAAAUAAAACUACGGAAAAUUGUAAAUUAUUAACACUAUUAGAGACAAGUAUUCCACUCGACAUACAGGCCCCCUUAGAAAAAAGAAAUGUCGGAGAAAAAUUAAUUUUAUCAUACCUAAACUGUUCGGAGCUUUAGAUAGGUAUCAGUUAAGUAUAUGGAAUCCAGUAUAGAAGUUAGUAUGUUCAACAAGCUACUUUCGAAGUAUUUAAGUAUAUUUUUUUUUAAUGAUAAAAAUGUGUUUUAUAAGAUAUACAUAUAAUUUUAAAUGGAUUUAUGUAAUAUUAUAAACACCGUAACCAUGUGUUACUAUUUACUCAGAAUAUUGUGUUUUUUUACAAUUAAGUCAAUAGAAUAUUUCAUUAACGAUAUGAGAUAUGAAAAAAAUUAUUUCUGUAAAGUUAUAGAAAAUUUAAUUCAAUUUAAACUAUUUAAGAUGAUAUAAGUUGAUAUUUCUAACAGUUAAGAAAAUAUUUACGGAUAUGUUGACAAUUUUCAUAAAUAAUGAAAAAUGUAUAGAGUUAAAACUUCAAAUUCAUGUCGGCACGGAUUAACUUUAUUUAAUUAACCUAAUAUUAUCUGUAGUUCAUUUUUAUACAUAAACAAACAUAUAUAGGGGUGAGGGCAAAAAUAUUUCAAAAUUGAAAAUUAAGAGACGCCUUUAAAAAACAGGUGGACUAAAUAGAAUAGGAAACUAUCUGAGCUACGUAAGAAGAUUAAGUGGAAUAUGGGAACAGCACGACAACCUAAGUCGCCAAGUUAAAAGAGUUAGUAACACAAUUUUUAUAGUACCACAUACACACGCAAUGUUAUAUAUAAAACAAUAAACAAUUAAAUUUAUACUAAUUUAUUCAAUUUUGUUUAUUUUUAAUAAAUUAAAGAAUGUAAAAAAAAAGUUGGUCACCGACUCAUUUAACGUUAGCUGUACUUUUUAAAAAAUUCGUAUAUAAAAUAAACCGAGAUCCAACAAACAGUGAGACUUCUUCAACAAUGUCCAAACAAUUUUAUUAAACAGUUCAAUAACUGGGUGGUUUUUGAAGUUUUCAUCGUAAAGUUGGUCGUUAGUGUGAACUUAAACGGUGCGUUUAAAUAAUUCCUCAAAGCUUUUUAACAAUCGUGCAACAAAUUGUAAAAACUUUCUAAUUAUGUCCAACAAAUUACUAAAACAAUUGUUGAAUAGGUUUAAUUGAAUUUUGUUACAUAUGUGCCACUAAGACUACGGACGUAUAACAAACAUAAUAUAGUGUAAUAGUCUCUAUUUUCAGGAAAUAUUUGACAAAAAUGGUAUUAGAAAAUGAAAAAAAAAAAAUGUUAUAACAAUGUUGAUUACCUAUUUUUAUAUGAAUACACACCUAAUAUAGUGUGCAUUAUUCUGUCGUCUUUGCACAGGCGGUAUUGAAAUUUUUGGCGGUCCUCGGUGAUCCCGUGGCCGGUUUCCAGGAACUUAUGUUAUUGAAAAAAUUGCGAAGAUGGUAUGAGAAACGCAUAAACGUGGACAGGCACUUAACCCCAAAAAUCAACGGUUAGUAAAAAAAAAUAGCAAAAUAUAUAUUACAAAAAGUUCGACGCAUAUAGAUCGCCUGAUUAAGAAAUCAAUGGCUGUGUGGAAGUGCGAUAGACCCAAAAUAUCCAAUGUCAAAGUGCCGAUAAUGCCAAUAGACCGAAAUGACAAAAUCACUUGGGACUCAGUGCAUAGCACAGAAAAACUGGUAAAAGAGAUUAGAUUUUCUACAAACUAUUUUCGAUAGUUUAUAUUUAAGUAUUUUUAUAGACGGUAUUAUGAUGGGAUAAGCAGUCAUAUUAGCAGCUUCUUUCCCAGCAAAUUAUUACCCUUACCAUACAUUUAUUCGUCUUAUAGGGUGUGCGUCUGCAUAUGAGCAUGACCAAAAACUAUCGAAAAUUCGCGAUCAUAAUAUUUUUCACAAAUGUUUGCAAGUUCAGAUUUUGACGAAAAUCGUAAAAAAACAAAUGAAAAGUGGUUCGGUUCAGUAUCAGCUAUCGUUAAUAUUACAGUUGUAACCCAUUUUAUAGUUGUAAUUAAUAAUAUAAUUACAACUUAAACAUAUCCUAACAACGAUAUUUAUUUGUAUGUGAAACUUUUUUCCUCGGGGUUAUACUUAUAGGAAAGGCGAUGAAGUUCAUAUAGCAACCGGUGUAUUAUUUUAAAACCUCAUGCGUAUGAAGACAUCCACAUCUUAUUUAAUUACACCAUGUAUAAAUCUAAUACAAUUUAAUUCACAUACAUACAUUAUUUGUAUAAUAUUAUGUGGAUUAAAUUUUAUAUUCUGAGUAGAGCGAAGAAGCUUAUAGUUUUGCAAAGAUGUUUAUUUUUUUAUAAUCUAAUCUAUUUUACCUACCUAAAAAAAUGGUUAUGUUUUUAUCUUGCUACAAUUGUAUGGUUAUGACCAAAACAAAUUACCUAUACAACACGUCUUGUCAAAAUUAUAACAACAUAUUUAUAAACUAAGCUAAGUCUUAUGAAACUCGUUUUGUUGAUGUAUUAAAAUAAGUUACUUUUAGAUUUUGGGUGAAGCGAAGAAACUUAUGGUUAUACAAAGAUGUUCAAUUUUUUUUUUUUUUUUUAUCUGUGCGCAACUUUUUUUACAAAAGACUUGUUUGGGUUUCUACGUGUAGUACCUUUUCUGAAAAAAAAUCAGCGUGGGUAAGUACUUUAAGAAGGCAAUUUUUCGAUUUUCUCAAGAGUUUUCUCAUCAAAUUUGAAAAACCGAAAAAAAAAACGGGAAAAUAUAAAAAAUAUAGAUAUUAGUCAUAAUAUAUUAAGGCCUUUUUUAUUUUUUUUGGUGCACAUUUCUACCAGCAAUUUUGCUCCAAAUUUUUAUGAUAGCAAUGUUUCUAAAAGGAAAUUUUACUAGUGAGGAACUUUAGAGAGGUAAAUUUUCGAUUUUCUUAGGAGUUUUCUCAUCAAAUUUGAAAAACCAGAAUAAAACAUGGAAAAACCAAGAAAAACGUAGGAAAACUGGAAAAAUCGGUACAAUAUUUAACAAAUUUUAUUAAAGAAAAUAUACAAAGCCUAUUUAAUUAUUUUACUAUAUAAUGACAUAUAUUAUAUUGUUGACAAUGCAUCACUAUCAACUGAAUUUCACUCAAAAUCGUUUAUUCGUAAGCAAUGGUUUACCAUUGCUUACAGGUAUACAUUAAGUUAUCUAUAACUGUUAUAUCUAUCACCUGUUUCCAUUAUUCUAGGAUGUCUUUUUUUUACGGUAUAUAAACAUUUUUGAAACUUUCAUACGAGGUUCUCCGUAUACCUAUGAUUGUAAAGAUACUGUUAGAUUAUAUUACAAAAUAUGUCAAAUAUAUUCAUUUAAAGUAUAUUACUUGUUGAUAAUUAAAUUGACGAAUUGUUAUUAUGUUCACAAUUACAGCUAAGGGAGACCAAAUCGCAGUACACCACAAAAAUGAAACACAUGGCGAUUAACAACGCGAGAGAAAUAUAUUCGACCACCAAUAACGAAUAUUACACCGGUAGACUGAGCAAUCAUUUCAAACAAACAUUCUAUGAUUAUUUCCCGGCUAAAGAAGACGAUUGUUUGUUCAGUUACCCAGCACCUUCAUGA